CUUAAAGCGCUUGAUGUGGUGACGUUGCAACGGCUCGCAGAACGGGUAAAUGUUAUACCCGUGAUCGCAAAAGCGGAUACCACCUGCAAAGAUGAACUUAUACGAUUCAAAAGUAAAGUAAGCCCUCAAAAUUCCUCGCGACUUCUAAUCCCAUUUUUUUUUCUUGACAUUUUUAAGCAUAUACAAUCCAAUUCCGUCAGUUUGCUCCCUAGCAGCCCUCGAACGAGGGACCAUCGACAGCCUUGA
Messenger RNA from Gongylonema pulchrum, 246 nucleotides. Lineage: Eukaryota; Metazoa; Nematoda; Chromadorea; Rhabditida; Gongylonematidae. The record is from the annotation of a GenBank genome assembly.